This is a messenger RNA of Oryza sativa Japonica Group (Japanese rice), 1183 nucleotides long. RefSeq names its product probable glutathione S-transferase GSTU6. The record is from RefSeq and is a predicted model, not a curated record. NCBI's taxonomy places the organism in Eukaryota, Viridiplantae, Streptophyta, Magnoliopsida, Poales, Poaceae. Gene Ontology annotation, cellular component: cytoplasm. Gene Ontology annotation, molecular function: glutathione transferase activity. Gene Ontology annotation, biological process: glutathione metabolic process.
ACAACACACACGUUCCCAUCAAGCUAGCUGCUGGCUCCGACCUCCAGCGCCAGGUACAUCGGUAAUACUGUACAAGUCAGUCAACUGCACGCUCCCAAGUUCCAUCCAAUCCACGCUCCAAUUGCUGUUGCUGCUAUAGCUACAUAUAACCCAAUUGCCCGACCAAAUAUAACCGAGCCAACGACUACACCUCGGGAGGGUACACGGCGAUCGAGUAGCUCGAGAACGAGACGUGGCAAUGGCGGGAGACGGCGAGCUGAAGCUACUGGGGAUGUGGACCAGCGCGUUCGUGCUCAGGGUGCGCUUCGUCCUCAACCUCAAGUCACUGCCGUACGAGUUCGUGGAGGAGAACCUGGGCGACAAGAGCGACCUCCUCCUCGCCUCCAACCCGGUCAACAAGACCGUCCCCGUCCUCCUCCACGCCGGCCGCCCCGUCAACGAGUCGCAGGUCAUCCUGCAGUACAUCGACGAGGCCUGGCCCGACCGCCCCCCCGCCGUGCUGCCCUCCGACCCCUACGAGCGCGCCGUGGCGCGGUUCUGGGCGGCAUACGUCGACGACAAGGUGCGGCUGGCGUGGCUGGGGAUCCUGUUCCGGAGCGAGACGGAGGAGGAGAGGGCGGCGGCGGUGGCGCAGGCCGACGCGGCGCUGGAGACGCUGGAGGGCGCGCUCCGGGAGUGCUCCGGGGGGAAGCCCUUCUUCGGCGGCGACGGCGUCGGGCUCGUCGACGUCGUGCUCGGCGGCUACCUCGGGUGGUUCACGGCGAUCAAGAAGCUGAUCGGGCGCAGGAUGAUCGACCCGGCGAGGACGCCGGCGCUGGCCGCGUGGGAGGAUCUCUUCCGCGCCACCGAUGCGGCCAGGGGCGUCUUGCCGGAUGACGCCGACAAGAUGCUCGAGUUCAGGCAGACGGCACUCGCCUUGGGCGCCUCCAAAAAAAUCACUCUGUGACACUAAAGACAUGUAUGUGGCACGCCAUGCGUAUCCAAGCUAAGUUUGUGAGGCUGCGACAGGCAGCCAUAUACAUCUAGUUUUGUUUCUUCCAUGGCCCAUGGCGUGCUUAAUUAAAUUGUUUUCUUCUCGAUGCUACUUUUGACUUUGUAUCAAAGACAAUGUAAUAAGUGGUUGUAAAGGCUUGAUUUUAUCCAUUAUAAGAACAAAUGGCAUGCUUAAUAAUUAUGUAGGACA